UCUGCACUCCGGCAUGCUCUCACACCCACCACAGACUGAGAGCAUCUCCGUCCGACCGACCGACCGACACACACACACACACACACACACACACACAAACACACACACACACACACACACACACACACAAACACACACACAUGCUGACACAGCUCUGCCACAAGCCGAGACAUGGACCCACAGAGGAGGAAGGGAUAACACUGGAAAAACAAGAACAAACUGCAGCAGAAGAAGAAGAGGAGUGAAUGGGGAAGAAGAGAGAAGAGGUUAAAAGGAUAAAGAAGAAGAAGAUCAGAGAGAAAGUGACGGCGCGGUAGAGGGAAGUAAACAGGUGCAUCCAGGCGGAGAAUGGGCAAUUCCUCCUUCCCAGGCAUGUCCCCUCUCUCUCCGUCCAUUCUGUAGUUGCAGGUCGAGAGAAGAGAAAGGGUCCCAUGAUCUCUGCCGGCGAUGCCGAGUUCCCGCGGGAUUACCACACCCUGGCCGGCGGCGGCAACCGCGGGGCCCGGCGGUUCCCCGACAACACCAAUGGGGGGUUCACGGCGUCCUCGCUGGACCGCCGCCACAACUCCGUGGCCGCCAAGAGCCUGGAGGCCCUGAACAGCAUACACAAGGCGGACAUCGAACGCCAGCGAGACGCCCUCAUGGACCUUCAGAAAAACAAGUACUCCAACAGCCCCGGCAGCAUGUCGCAGGGUUCCGCCGCCGCCGCAGGACGACAGCAACAGCCAAACUACUGGAGCUUCAAGACUCGUACGCCACGUGUGACACGACUCAGCCCGACACAGCCGGCUCUCGCUGACCAGGCCAGCAGGGUAUCCUUCGCGUCAGCAGAAAAUCUGGAAACAAUGUCCGAGCCCGACAUCCCCAUCGGCUUUAACCGGAUGAACCGGCUGCGCCAGAGCCUGCCGCUGGCCCGCUCGUCCAGCCAGGCCAAGCUGAGGGCACCAGGGAUCUUGUUCCUCCAGCUCGGAGAGGAGACUCGCCGGGUCCAUCUGACCCACGAGCUGACCAGCCUGGACACUCUGAGGGCCCUUAUUGUGCACAUGUUCCCCCAGAGGCUCACCAUGGCCAUGCUCAGGUCUCCCAGCACGGCUCUGCUGAUCAAAGAUGAGACCCGUAACGUCUUCUAUGAGCUGGAGGACCCGCGGGACGUUCAAGACCGCUGCGUAAUUAAGAUUUACUGCAAAGAGCCCGUCUACGGCACCUACCCCGGACACCACAGCCCCCACCUGGCCAACGGAGACCUGCGGAGGGAAAUGGUGUACGCCCCUCAGGACUCUCCACCCAACCGCCGCCUCAGCAACCCGCCCAUGUCUUCCCAGCACUCGUCCUCCUCCGCCUCACCUCCUCAAGGCUCGCCGUCCCGCGCCCGCCUCCUCUACAGCGGCGGCAGGCCCUCCUCCUACGCCGGGCCGCCCCACCACACCCACUCCCUGCCACACCCACACUCCCAGUCCCACCACUCCUCUCCCCACCAGCAACCACAGCUCCACCAACCCCACCACACCCAGCCGGCCUUCUGUGCCUCCUCCAGUGCCAUCCUGGAGCGCAGGGAUGUGAAGCCCGACGAUGAAGUGGGGGGGUCCAGGAGCAUGGUGCUGCUGCGGGGGGACGAUCGAGGUGGAGGGGGGAUUUACGCCGACCCCUACUCUCUGGGCGCAGAAACAAGUCGGCUGAGUCUCGCAGGAGGUCCUCACUCUCCUCUCCCAGCCCGAGCCGACCCAUACGGCUCCUUGUACCGCCGGGGAGGCGGAGGAGGAGGUGGGGGGGCCGGAUCAGUGCGUUCACUCACUUCCUAUUCAGCAGCCGCUUUACAAGGAGAGCUGAUGGAAAGCGGCGCCCUCUACAGGUCAGGAGGACCGCUUUAUAACGACGCCUACGCCGCGUCCGUGUUGGCCAUGGGGCUGCGGGUGCCGCCGCCCUCCUCCCCACAGAAGAUCCCCGACGUGAGGGAUUCCUAUGCAGGCACCAUGCCUGGCCGUGGCUCCCCCGGGAGGCAGAGCUUGAGGAGGGACUCUGUGACGUCCUCCGUGUUUGGGGACAGUCCCAAAGCCCGAGGCCAGGGCGCAGGGUUAGGUCUGACCUCAGAGCAGCUCUGCCUGAUGGCCGGGCCUGGAGGGGAGGGAGGGGGCGCCGGAGGCUUCGGCUCACCUCUGCUGGGAAACGAGACGGAGACCAGGGAGCGGAUGGAGGCCAUGGAGAAGCAGAUAGCCAGUCUGACUGGACUGCUACAGAGAGUCCUGAGCAGAGCGCCUGAGGCAGAGAGCCCGGAGAAGAUUGAGUCAGCCAGUGACUGCUCAGGAACUGACACUGGACGAACUAAAAAAAAGAAAGCUUUGACACCUUCCGCUCCCUUGGCCCUGAUGCCGCCUCCACCCUCAGGGGCCAACCAGCCCGUGGCAGUGUCCCGUCUCCAGAUGCAACUCCAUCUACAAGGGCUUCAGCAGAACACCAACGCUCUGCGCAAACAGCUGUCGCAGCUGCGCAACAUGCAGUUGGAGAACCAGGACUCAGUCCUGUCCCUGCUCAGGCAGACGGAGUCGGAGCUGAGCCUCAUGAUGCUGGACGCCAUGCGCACUCAGGAGGACCCGCUCCAGAGACAGCGCCUCCUCGUGGAGGAGGAGAGACUCAAGUACCUCAACCAGGAGGAGCUGCUCAUCCAGCAGCUGCAUGACCUGGAGAAGUCGGUGGAGGAGCUACAGAGGAACUCGUCCGUCAACCAUGGCCUGGUGACGGAGCAGGACGUGGAGCAGAAGAGCAAAGAGCUGAGGAUGCUGGGAGAGACGCUCACUGAGCUCAAAAACCAGUUCCCCAGCCUGCAGAGUAAGAUGCGAGUGGUGCUGAGGGUGGAGGUGGAGGCUGUUAAGUUCCUUAAAGAGGAGCCUCACCGCUUGGACGCCCUGCUGAAGCGCUGCAACACCAUGACUGAUGCACUCAGCACUCUGCGCAGUGUUUUGUAUCCCUCCUAUAUGUACAGACAAGUCACGGAGGGCGUGUGGAAGAGCCCCGAGGACGUCUCCAGCCAAGCACAGAAGCGGGCGGAGGACACGAGUCGCGGCUCAGACCUGGACAUCCUGAACAGCCCCCCCCUCAGCCUCACCGACCUGAGCACCAGCGCCGGCCUGGCCAACUGGAUGCCCGUGUCCGCCGGCGACGCGGACGCCUCGGGCCCCGAGCAGGACAUCCAGCCUUCCAUGACCUUCAGAAACCGGGUCCUGGACGAGCUGCCGAGUCGGCGUCCUGCUGACAAGUCUGUGUCGGCUGAAGUCAGACUGGCGGCAGAGCGCGACUGGGAGGAGAAGCGUGCCAGCCUGACCCAGUUCAGCGCCCAGGACAUCAAUCGCCUGCUGGAAGAGACCCAGGCCGAGCUGAUGAAGGCCAUCCCGGACCUGGACUUCGCCGCCAGGCACAUCAACAAGCCGGCCGUGCCCCCCAAGCCCCAGAUCACCAUUCCAAUAACUUCCACUACAGCUACUUCUCCCGCAGCUGGGACCAUCGGGACAACAGCCACCACAACCACAACCCCCACACCCAGCGGGGACCAGCAGCCUGGCAAAGUGCAGCUGGCAGCCCAGAAGCUCAACAGUAUGGAGGGGGGCGGUUCGCAUCGAGGGUCAGUGGACCUCAGCGUGGCCAGGUACCGCACAGAGAAGCCCUCGAAGUCUCCGCCCCCGCCUCCACCACGGCGAAGCUUCCCGUCGGCACACGGCCUCACCACCAACCGCACCGGAGAAGUCAUCGUCACCACCAAGAAUCUGAAGAUGGAGGACGACGCUGACAUGCCCAAAACUCUUGUGAAGCUGAGGCGGACCCCCUCCGACACCCCUCGACCUGCCUCGACCCCGCCCGUGAUCGCGGCGUCCGCGAUUCAAGACGACGACGAUGAAGAGAAGAUCAUCGCUGAGCUGGAGAUAUUUCAGAGAACGCCUGUAACAGAUUAUAGUAAACGGUACAGCAUCCUGCCAAAGGCCUCCCCCGCCCCUCGCUGCACCCUCGGGUCCUUGGGCAGAAAGAACAGCAGCAACUCUCCGGGGCCAACGAAGGGCCCCACCGUCGCAGCCAGGCUCAAACACCUUCAGCAAAGCAGCCUGGAGAGGCCCAAAACCCGCAAGCAGAAAGAAGAUUUCCCCAAAGUCCAGGGCCAGCAGCAGUGCUGAGCUUUUUGUCACUGACUGCUGCUUCUCGUGCCACAGCAGAAACGCUGCUCGUCAUCAGUUUCCCUCCGCCGCUCUCUCUCACAUCUCUGUGGCGCCGAUCUCCCUCUCUCUCCUUUGCCUCUCUGCUGCUCUGCUUCCUUCAUUCUCUGUCUGCUUCUCAGGUCUCUCAGGUCUCAGCUGGACUAAUUACGUGAGGAGUGAGUACUCGCAUCAUUCUGGUGGUGGACUCCUAAAUCCUAGUUCAGACCUUGAAGGCGUGAGAUUUUGUCAUUUGAACAGUUUGUCUGAUUUAAAUUAUGACACUAGGUCUUCCUCGACAUCCUGUAGAUGUGUUUAUACAUGUGGACCUGCAGUUUGAAGCAGUGUGGGGAUUUCACUUCUAACAUGUAUGUUGCAAAUCCAUCAUCCACCGUAACUAACAACUCAACACAAUAUCUGUGUCCCAGUUCCACGCUGCAUACUAAUGAAGAGCAGGUUUUGUGUUCACACAGGAAAUGUGAUGUCAGUAUGUCAAAUCGUUGAGCACCAACCAGCCUGGAAAACUUAAAGGUGCUCCACUAAUUUAACAUUACACAUGGCUGAGGGAAAUGUUAGAAACUGAUGUUAAAAAAAGCAACAGAUGCUGAGAUAUCCUGCUGCUUGAUGUGUGUGUUACAUCCUAAAUCCUCCUGUCUGUAAUGCAGAUUUGGUUUUAAAAAUUUGAAGAUUUGACAUAAACUUGAUGAUGAUAUCACAAGGGGGGCGGUUAAUCAGAGAUUUGAUAAUAAUAAUAAUAAUAAUAAAGUUUAUUAUAGAGCUCUUAAAAUCAGAGACUACAAAGUGCUUCACAAAAAUAAAAUGACAAAACAAACAACAAACACAUGCAGACAAAACACGGAGAGGAAAGAAGUGAGAGCAGAUGAGGGAAGGGUGACAACGCCACAAUGCAAGGGGUUCGUACCUGUGUUAGUUGGUGGGUGAUUUGCUUCAGGUAAUGUGAAGAUAAAACUGUUUCCAGGGAAACAGUUUGAGUUAUAGAUCCAUGAGUGUGAAGGCUCAUCAGUGGCCAGAUCAUUAAACCCUGGAUUAUCCAUCUGAUUGGCCACUGCGGUGUGUAUGUUGUGACAAAAGUUGAGGAGCAGUGGGUUCAAGUUUUUUGCCGCAGCCCCCUGCAUCGACUUGACUUGGACAAAUUGUGACUAUGGAUGGGAAUUGAUAUUUACUGAUAUUUAAUGCUGUGCUGCGUUUACAAAUGUUUCAGCAUGUUGCUGGUGUUUCCACCAUUGCUUGAAAUCUUAGUGCCACAGACAUUGCACGUUGCGCUGUUGGCGUCAUUUUGUGUGAAAUUAAGCCGCACUUCCUCGACUCCUCGACUGCCUUUCGCGAAAAUGUGCGUCAUUGUUUUGAAAUGCACGCGGAUCUAAGUGGAAGGCAUCAAAAAGGGAAUCGUUAAGCAUAAAGGCAAAUAUGUCGAUGGAUCGAACCAGUUGGAACUGCUUCUCAACUACAAGCGGUUCUUGAUUCCCAUCCCUAAUUAUAACUGGACAGAGUGACGGGAGUUGUUUCACACCUCAUAGCUGCACCUUCCAUCAUCAGUAAACUGAUCUUCACUUCUAAAAUAGUGUUUCCCUUUAAAACAGCUUUGGAACAGUGGUGAUUACACUGUUCCCCAAGGGCAGAGGGGCCCCCGAUGGCCCCCCAUAUUGGCACAUUUUUUAUAAACACCAUUAAACCUCACAUUAAGGCACUGUGCAGAGCAAAACCUCCCUAAGUGGGGCCCCUGUGAUGUGUGCUGUAGCUAGUGUCUACCGUUAGCCUGCAUGUGAGGCGUUCAGGGGACAUUAAGUCUGCAUGUGAGGUCAGGGGGUGGGGGGUCUUCAAUGGGCUUCUUUGCCUGGGGCCAGAGUCUAGGAUCUCCACUGGAGACGGUUUGAUCCUCUUUCUCUUUGUGAGACUGCACAACAUGUGUACAGUUAGUAUGAAGUGUGAAAUUGGGACACAGCUCCUAUUUUGAUGACAUGUAUGUUUUUUAAAGUCUUUGUUGUAAGAGUUGAACUCAGACCUGGAUGUGGCGCGUUAGGUCGACUUAAAGCACAGAAAUAGAGAGUUGAGAUGGUUUCAGGGGGUGAAAUAUUCUGAAAUAUUAAACGUGUGGCAUGGAACAAAUCUAAAAUGACAAGAGAAAUAAUCCCUCACACAGGCUCUGUGCUGUCUGACAUGUUGCCGGAGGGAAAUACGAAUCCGACACUGUGAGUGUGUAUUUAUACCACUGGCAGAAAUUGAAUUACAGGCGGAUGUUUCAGUAUAUAGUUAAUACAUUAAUGGAAUGUAUUAGUAGAAAUAGCAUUAAAAUCUAGCACGAAAAUAGAAAAAAACCGCAGUUCAAGUAUAACCGAAGCCACUCCACAGAUAUAUUGUAUGUAUAUUAUAUGACCAUUUAGUUUUUGUUUUGAAGAGAUCACUUUAUUAACAUGUAAAAAAGAAAAGUGUCAUCUAUGUUUUAUAUAAUCAAGCUUUUUUUGUAUUUUUAUACUUGAAGAGGAUUCAUAAGCAUGUGACACAUUUAUUCUGUAAAUUUAUUAUUUUUCUGUGUUGAAGAUUUUUUAUUUUUUCUGCAAACCAUGACCACGUUUAGUUGUAGAGAUCACAGAGACCGGUCAGCAGUGGCAGAGUGGGAGCUUCUCCCGUGGUUUGUGACGGACUGAACAGGAAAUAGUGAAAAGAAGAAGAAAAAAAAAAAGCACAUAACCUCCUUCCUCUAAAAACGAUCACCUCUCUGAUAGGACGCCCCCAUUUUGUAGCUGUUUCUCCUCUUAUUAUAACCGAUAGUGUGCGUACACUCCACAGACUAUACAGUUUAAACUCUAUCGAUGGUUUCUUGAUGAAUGUGUGAUUGUUCAAACCAUAUGUGGAUGUUCAAAUCAUGUAUAUAAACCCAAAUAAUCUAUUACAGAAUUGAUUUUAUGUGAAUUUUUUUUCUUUUAGACGGGAAAAAAAAAUCCAAAAUGGCAUGCAUACUGUAUACAUUCCUGGAAAUCUGCACGCUGGGUCAACAGAGGUCUCAUUUUCUUGUCAAUAAUACUGUGUAUACCUGUGAGUGUAUGAUAGAGUAAACAAAAAUUGUACAUUAACAUAGAUUUUUUGUAUUAUGUUGAAAAUGGGUCGGUAAAGCCCCUUUUACUGUGAGAAUAACAAAGGAGAAAAAAAAGAUUAUUCUAACUAUGGAGAAAGAUAUUUGAAUGAUAGUGUACAUCAGCUAAAUACUGUUCCUCCAGUCUGAGAGUGAUGCUUGCUGUGUGGGGUAAGUGUUGUUUGUGAAUCGUGAAGAAGAAUGAUAAUCUACUACAAAGUCCGUAUAACUCUUAAAGACCAACUUUAACAGUGCAAAACAAACAGCGCAACUUUGUUGUAUGGAAAAGUAAAAAGUUGCUGCUUCGUGUGAGAAAAAUCAACCAAACAAAAAGGUUGCUGCUUUUGUACGUUCCUGUUGUGGUUUUGUGACAAUAAAGGUGACCCUCUUAUACAUGA
Seriola aureovittata is the source of this 7664-nucleotide messenger RNA. RefSeq names its product SRC kinase signaling inhibitor 1b (gene srcin1b). Gene Ontology annotation, biological process: regulation of dendritic spine morphogenesis. The transcript is spliced from 21 exons. The record is from RefSeq and is a predicted model, not a curated record. Gene Ontology annotation, cellular component: postsynaptic density; cytoplasm; actin cytoskeleton. NCBI's taxonomy places the organism in Eukaryota, Metazoa, Chordata, Actinopteri, Carangiformes, Carangidae. The coding region runs from base 432 to 4157 and encodes 1241 amino acids.